This is a messenger RNA of Cherax quadricarinatus, 2949 nucleotides long. The record is from RefSeq and is a predicted model, not a curated record. Lineage: Eukaryota; Metazoa; Arthropoda; Malacostraca; Decapoda; Parastacidae.
UGGCCCAGGCGGUCAGUGUGUGUCGGGACGACGACGCGUACGUGUUACUCUUGCUGGCCCCUGUGAAGCCACUUGUUCUUUACGUUUUUAACUUUGUUAGUUUUUACAACCACAUUUACGAUGACGACGGAGACCGAAACGAAGGUGGUGGAGCAGACGGAGGAGAAGGAGGAAGUGAAAGAAGAGGUAAAGAAGGAGGCAGAGGCGAAUAACGCAGAAGAGAAGUCAGACGACAAGGCGGAGAAGGCAGACAAAGAGAAGAAAGAGGAGGAGAAGAAGGAAGUGAAGGCCAAGAAGGAAGCUCCGCCGCCCAAACCGGCCGUUCAUAAGCUGGACUUCGAGAAAGAAGUAGUGUACUUGUACCAGUUCACUCGGACGCCAGUCUUACCCUCACUCAGUCCUUACUGCCUCAAGGUCGAGACUUGGUUACGACUCGCUAACCUCAAGUACGAGAAUGUGGAUCACAAGAUGAAGUACAAGAGCAAGAAGGGCCAGCUACCUUUUGUAGAGGUGAAUGGUGAAGAAAUUGCAGACUCUGCCAUAAUCAUCAAAGAACUCGGUAGCCGUUACAGCGUAGAUUUGGAUGGUGGACUCACCCAUGAGCAGCGCAAUGUUGCCCAUGCCACAAUCUCUAUGAUAGAGAAUCACUUUGCGUGGGUAGUGAAGUAUUUCUCCUUCAACAAUCCUGAUUUAAUAAUUCAGGGAUAUAAGUUGGACCUGAAGCAGGUGACACAACGAGCUCUACCGACAAUCAUCCUUAACUUCCUCUUUAAGCGUAAAUUUAAAGCGGCUGCAAAGAAGGUUCGUGCGCAUGGUAUUGGUGUUCACAAACCUGAAGAGAUAGAAGAGUUUGGGCACAAUGACUUGACAGUUCUUUCAGACCUUUUAGGAGAUAAGCCAUUCUUCUUUGGUGAUUCUCCCACUUCGCUCGAUGUGGUUGCCUUUGCCAACCUUGCACAAGUUGUAUAUAUGGACAAAGAGGUAAGCUACUCCCUCCGCGACUGGAUGGCUGAAAAUUGUCCGAACUUGGUAGAAUUCUGCAAUCGAGUAAAGGACCAAGCAUUCCCCGACUGGGAAGAAAUGUGCACAAACUUGGAUCUAAAUUCUCAUUUACCAAAGCCACCUCCAGAGGAAAAGGUUGAGGAGGUGGCAGCAGAAAAGAAAGAUGAGAAGUCAAAAGAAGAAGAAAAGAAGGAUGAGAAAGAAAAAGAUGAUACUGAAAAGGAAAAGGCCCAUAAAGAUGAGAAGGAAGGGGAAAAAGAAGACAACAAGAAAACGGAAGAGAAGGAAAAGGAGGAAGAGAAAAAGUAAAAAGUGUGAUUAUUCAAAGUUGUUGAAAGCAGUCAAGAACCAAAUCUAUUUGUAAUAUAUGUGAUAAAUGUUGUUUGAAGUAUUUUUUUUAUUUGCUUGAUACACUUUGUAUAGAUCUUCUUGUUAGUGUGGAACACAAGCACCUCCCCGUGCCGACUUAGUCGUUAACGUUUUGGUGGCCACUAUCAGAAAUAAGCUCGUUCUUACCUUCAUUGUUUACGGGAGAGUUCAAACAGUAAGGACGUGAAAUAUUUGAGGGGGAAGGGGGGGGGGUUGGGUGGGAGUGGUCCAAGCUGGAGGUUUCCAGUUGGGCUUGUACAUUAAAGGCUUUGUAAUUGUUGGGGUUUUAAUGUUUUAGGUAAGUUUAGUCCCACAUUUCCCGUUUUCCUUUGCCUUGCCGUUUGAAUUGUUACCAAUUCUCAUCGUAGAAUUCUUUGGUCUCAUUAUAUGUACUGUAGUUGACAACCUGACGGCUCAUUUUCACUGAAGGUAAUGACAAGGAUUUUAUUCAGAAUUUUAAAUAAAAAUGUUGAAGGUUGGAACUGGUGGAGUCAUAUUAUCUGUGUGGCUUGCAUAGAUUGUAGGUUUAUUCCAUAUGAGUUUUAGUUAAAUGAGUUUAAGAGCAGUAUUAUUCAUGGACCAUGAGUUUGUAAUUUUUGCUACCAUGACAAAAAUUUCUUUAUUCUCAUUUUUAAUCACUUUUGUAAUAUUAGUUUGUACAUUACUAGCUUUUAAUAUGGCAUCUAGAACAUUAUGAUAGUUUUUACACAUGGAAGUUAUUUUGUAAUAAGGAAAUACUCAUUUUAUAGGUUCUCUUUGAUACGAGGGGAAAAAAUUUCCCACCGCUUUUUGUGAUAGGAAUGCUCAUUAACCAAGUCAUUGGUUUAUCUGGGGUUUUUGCCCAGAAACACUGCCUUGCUGUAAUUUACCUGAUAGUUAAGUGUAAACCUAUUCUAGUAUGAAUAUGCAAGUGAUCUACAACCCUCAGGGUUUAGAUUCUGGUUACUGAGAGCCAGCAAGACAUGUGAAGUGAAGGUUCUAAAGCAUGACUGAUAUUAUCCAUGACACAAGAACCCUAGAUAGCCCAGGCUUGGCAGUUUGCAAAAUUGAAACAAUCCAAAGACAGUGUCAUGGCACCAAAGUAGUGAAUAGGGACCAGAGUGCCGCACAAUCAAAAUUAUGAUAAGGCACAAGGACUUUAGCGGUGAGACAUGAGUGCUGAGAAAGCAAAAUAUAUAUAUAUGGCAUUUCUAAAGAAUUUUAUACUAAAGGAAGUUGCACAGUAUUUUUGGUCAAUUGUGCUGUGAUAACCUGAACAUCAGUUUUGUAAGAAGUGCUGAAUAGAAGUAAGCCAUUCAUACAAUGAACUUUGUAGCCUUGUGCUUAGUCCAAAUUGUAAAGAUUUAUCCUAAAAUUGCUACUGUUUGGCUAGAUAUUGCCCUAGAAGUCUUGCUAGACCCUUCAGAGUGUAUGAUACCAUGUUUGUACCCUAGCUUUUGUACACUUGGUACCUUAAGGCUUCAGCAUUCGUGUAGUAGGUGAUAUAUCUGGAAUUUUUAUUAUAGGCACAUAAACCAUGGUUAUCAUGUAUACACAGACAUAUUUAUGUUCCUCAAUAAAUGUAUCCUUUUAGGAAAA